This is a messenger RNA of Xenopus tropicalis (tropical clawed frog), 2525 nucleotides long. It is a transcript of the gene plg, whose product is annotated as plasminogen. Gene Ontology annotation, biological process: cellular response to lipid; proteolysis; cellular response to oxygen-containing compound. Gene Ontology annotation, cellular component: extracellular region. The record is from RefSeq and is a predicted model, not a curated record. Lineage: Eukaryota; Metazoa; Chordata; Amphibia; Anura; Pipidae. Gene Ontology annotation, molecular function: peptidase activity; hydrolase activity; serine-type endopeptidase activity. The transcript is spliced from 19 exons. Bases 63 to 2465 code for a protein of 800 amino acids.
UCUCCCUGUCUACACUUAAAAGUGCAUUUAGGUUCUUAGAUCAUUUUUACACAUCUCCUAAAAUGGGUAGUAGCAAAAUUGUAUUUCUUUUUCUGGCACAGACUGUACUAGGUAAUCUUUUAGAUGACUAUAUGAAAACUGAAGGAGCUUGGAUGGUCAGUGAAAAAAGAUCCUUAUACACAUCAACAAGUGAGUUGGAAUGUGCAGAGAAAUGUGAAACUGAAACAAAAUUUACUUGCAGGUCAUUUGUGUAUAACACAAAAAAUCAAAUCUGUUUUACAAUGUUUGAUAACCAAAGAUCUUCAGCACUACACAGAAGAAAUGGCGUGGCUCUAUAUGAAAAAAGAAUAUACUUGAAAGAAUGCAUAACAGGAAAGGGCAAAGAUUAUAGAGGAACAGAGUCCAAAACUCAUUCCGGGAAAACAUGUCAGAACUGGACAGGAUCCUUUCCACAUGUACCAAAUUUUACUCCUGAAAAGUUCCCUAAUGCUGGCCUAGAGGGAAAUUUUUGUAGAAAUCCAGAUAAUGACCUCAAUGGACCUUGGUGUUAUACUACAGAUUUCAGUGUUAGAUUUGAAUAUUGCAACAUUCCACAAUGUGAAGAAGACUGCAUGCAUUGUAGUGGAGAAAAUUACAGAGGUCGGAUUUCAAAGACGGCUUCAGGCACUGAAUGUCAAAACUGGGAUUCUCAGACACCUCAUUCUCAUGGCUACAGUCCAUCAAACAUUCCAGAUAAAAAUCUUGAAAGAAAUUAUUGCCGGAAUCCAGAUGGAGAACCAAGGCCAUGGUGUUUUACAACAAACCCAAAUAAACGGUGGGAGCAUUGUAACAUCCCACGUUGCACAACAAAUCCACCAACAUCUGCUCCAGGGGUGCAAUGUUUGUCUGGGAAAGGCGAGAACUAUAGUGGAAAUAUUGCUGUGACUGCAUCAGGAAAAACAUGUCAAGAAUGGAGUUUGCAGGUGCCUCACAAACACAUUAGAACCCCAGACAACUAUCCAUGCAAAAAUUUAGAAAAGAACUAUUGCAGGAAUCCAGAUGGUGAGUCCAUGCCUUGGUGUUAUACUACUGAUAGUGAAACAAGAUGGGAAUACUGUAAUAUACCAAGUUGCGAUGCACCAACAGUCAAUGCUGCUCCUACAAAUCCUUCAACAAUUUUGGAAUGCUAUGAUGGAAAUGGCAGCAAAUAUCGUGGUACUGCAUACAUAACUGUCUCAGGAAAAAAAUGCCAACCCUGGAAUUCCCAGACACCUCACAAACACACAAAAAUGCCUGAUAAUUUCCCAAAUGCAGGUUUGGAACAAAAUUACUGCAGGAAUCCAGAUGAGGAUAAAGGCCCAUGGUGUUAUACCACAGAUGCCAGUGUAAGAUGGGAAUAUUGCAGUCUGAAAAAAUGCUCUGAAUUACCAUCCACAGAACAAAGGCCAGUCCAGACAACAAAGAUUACUACAAUCACCACUAGCCCAGAUUGUAUUGUAAGCAAAGGUGAAGAUUAUCGUGGCAUAAAGUCAACCACACUUAAUGGACAUAUAUGCCAAGCAUGGAGUUCCCAAUCACCACAAGAACAUGCAAGUUUUACUCCAAUUACUCAUCCACAAUCUGGAUUAGAAAGCAAUUACUGCAGAAAUCCUGAUGGAGAUAUUAACGGACCAUGGUGCUUUGUAACGACUCCUGGUACAGUUAAGUGGGAAUACUGUGACAUCCCUCGCUGUGCGACAACUGGGAUUGAAUGUGGAAAACCAAAGAAAAAGCAAAGGAAGUGCUUUGGGAGAAUUGUUGGUGGAUGUGAAGCCAUUCCAUUUUCUUGGCCAUGGCAAAUAAGUCUUCGUACAAGUUUUAAUCUGCAUUUCUGUGGUGGAACCUUGAUAGAUCGCCAGUGGGUUAUAACAGCAGCACACUGCUUGGAACGAUCAAAUAGACCAUCUGCGUACAGAGUACAUUUUGGAAUCCAUAAGGAAAGUGGCAAUGAGGCAUCUAAGCAAGUGAGACAAAUUGAGAAAUUUUUCAAGGAGCCUUCAAAUGCAGAUAUUGCUUUGUUGAAACUAACAAGUCCAGCGUUGAUAUCAGAUGAAGUUCUUCCAGUUUGUUUACCACCGGUUAACUAUGUUGUACCCGACAGAUCAGAAUGUUAUGUAACUGGAUGGGGUGAAACACAAGGUACUGGGAAAGAAGGUGUCCUGAAAGAGGCUGGCAUUCCAGUGAUUGAAAACAAGCUAUGCAACAGUCCUGAAUAUCUUAAUGGUAGAGUUACAGAUCGAGAGCUCUGUGCUGGUGUUAUUCAAGGUGGUGUUGAUAGCUGUCAGGGUGACAGUGGAGGACCCCUUUCUUGCUUUGACGGAGAAAAAUAUGUUCUUCAAGGAGUUACAUCCUGGGGUUUAGGAUGUGCUCAACCUAUGAAACCAGGAGUGUAUGUACGUGUCUCUAAAUUUAUUCCAUGGAUUCAAAAGACAAUGAAUCAAAAUUAAUAAAUAAAAUACCUUACUGAUAAAUAUGUAACAAUUAAAAAUAAAAAAUGCUUAAUGUAA